This is a messenger RNA of Suillus bovinus, 1566 nucleotides long. RefSeq names its product TPR-like protein. Gene Ontology annotation, molecular function: protein binding. NCBI's taxonomy places the organism in Eukaryota, Fungi, Basidiomycota, Agaricomycetes, Boletales, Suillaceae. The transcript is spliced from 2 exons. The record is from RefSeq and is a predicted model, not a curated record. Bases 102 to 1433 code for a protein of 443 amino acids.
UUUAUAUAACUUGUCAUCUUCUUGCGCCCACUUGCGCUAUUCAGCUCCAUCCACCCCGUGUUCCUGACAGUCCUCGUGUAACUUAGUUGUGGUGUUACAGCAUGACAGACGAUGUGGAACAGUGUCGAGCGGCAUUGAACAGAUACCCUCUCGGCCAUUCUGAUCGACCACAGUCUCUCAACAAUCUUGCCAUCUGCCUUCGAAACAGAUUCAUGCAGCAAGGCGCCCCAUCUGACAUUGAUGAGUCCAUAGAGCUCCAUCGGGCUGCACUACUCCUUCGUCCUCCCGGACAUUCUGAUCGACCAAAGUCUCUCAACAAUCUCGCCGUCAGCCUUCUAAACAGAUUCACUCAGCAGGGUAUCCUGUCUGACCUUGAUGAAUGCAUCGAGCUACAUAGGGCUGCACUACUACUUCGUCCUCCCGGUCAUUGUGAUCGAUCACAUUCUCUCAACAAUCUUGCUGUUAGCCUUCAAGACAGAUUCACUCAGCGGGGUGUUCUGUCUGAUCUUGAUGAGUCCAUCGAGCUACAUAGGGCUGCACUACUCCUUCGCCUCCCCGGUCAUGCCAAUCGACCACAUACUCUCAACAAUCUCGCCAACAGCCUUGGGAACAGAUUCAGUCAGCAGGGCGUCCCGUCUGACCUUGAUGAGUGCAUUGAGCUCCAUCGAGCUGCGCUACUCCUUCGUCCCCUUGGUCAUUCGGAUCGACCAUACACUCUCAACAAUCUCGCCAACAGCCUUCGAGAUAGAUUCAUUCAUCGGGGUGUCAUGUCUGACCUUGAUGAUUCUAUCGAGCUUCAUCGUGCUGCACUACUACUUCGUCCUCCCGGUUAUCCUGAUCAAUCGCACUCUCUCCACAAUCUCGCCGCCAGCCUUCAAGACAGAUUCACUCAUCGGGGCGUCCUGUCUGACCUUGAUGAGUGCAUCGAACUCAAUCGGGCUGCACUACUCCUUUGUCCCCCCGGUCAUUCUGGUCGAUCGAACACUCUCAACAAUCUUGCCAACAGCAUUGGGAACAGAUUCAGUCAGCGGGGCGUCCCGUCUGACCUUGAUGAGUGCAUCGAGCUCCAUCGAGCUGCACUACUCCUUCGUCCCCUCGGUCAUUCAGAUCGAUCACACUCUCUCCACAAUCUCGCCGUCAGCCUUCGAGACAGAUUCACUCAGCGGGGCGUCCCAUCUGACCUUGACGAGUCCAUUGAGCUCGAUCGGGCUGCACUACUCCUUCGUCCCCCCGGUCAUCCUCUUCGAUCGUCUUCUUUCAACAACCUCGCCAGCAGCCUUCAAGAAAGAUUCGCCAAGUGGGGCGUACCGUCUGACCUUGAUGAGGGCGUCGAGUUUCUUCGGGCUGCACUACUACUUCAUCCUCCAGGUCAUUCUAAUCGAUCGCAGUCUCUCCAUGAUCUCGCUGAAAGCCUUCGAGAGAGAUUCAUGUAGCAUGGGGUCCAGCUUGACCUUGAUGAGUCCAUCGAACUCAAUCGGGCUGCACUACUCCUUCUUCCUGCCGGCCAUUCUCUUCGAUCGUUAGCUCUCAGCAGUCUUGCCAACAGCCUUCAAGACAGAUUCAAGC